CCACCGCUCGGGGGCGCUGUCCUUCUUUCAAUAAUGGACUACACCAAACUACAGCUAGAGGCUAUAGGAGACAAGUGAACUCGGGAAGGGGGAAGUGGAGUUUUCAGACCGAAGGAAGCAAAGAAACAGAAGAGGGGGGACGAAAAAGAGCUCAAAACGAUACAAAAUCAGAGGAGGACGGUGGAUAAAGUGCUUUAAUUGAGACCGGAGUAAAAAGAAAAGAAAGAAAGACAGGAACGACCUCGCAGGAGAAAGGAAACCAAGAUGAUAACGCCGCAUUUCCUGGAAAAUUUCUGGGGUGAUAAAAAUAAUGGAUUCGAUGUCCUCUACCAUAACAUGAAACAUGGCCAGAUAUCCAGCAAGGAACUUGCAGACUUCAUUAGAGAAAGGGCUACAAUUGAGGAGACAUACUCCAGAGCAAUGACCAAACUGACCAAGACUGCUAGCAACUUCUCUCAGUUGGGGACAUUUGCUCCAGUAUGGGAUGUAUUUAAGGUGUCAACAGAAAAGCUGGCUGUCUGUCAUAUGGACCUGGUGCGCAAAUUGCAAGACCUCAUCAAGGAGGUGCAGAAAUAUGCAGAGGAACAAACCAAAGCCCAUAAGAAGACAAAGGAGGAAGUGGCACCCACGCUGGAGGCUGUUCAGAACAUCCAGAGUGUGUCUCAGGCAUUGCAAAAAAGUAAAGAAUACUACAACAGCAAGACUGUGGAGCAGGAACGCAUGCGCAAAGAGGGUUCCACUCAGAGAGACCUUGAUAAGGCUGGGCUGAAGGUUAAGAAAGCCAGAGAAGCAUACAAGUCCUAUGUGGAGAAAUAUGCCAGCACAAAGACUGAAUUUGAGCAAAAAAUGGCUGAGACAGCACAGAAGUUUCAGGACAUUGAAGAAAGCCAUAUUGUGCAAAUGAAGGAGAUUAUCCAGUCAUAUUCUCACUUGAUUGAAGAGACACACAAACAGAUUGGAGAGGUGCAGAAAGAGUUUGUGAAUAACAUGGAGAACACGUCUGUGGAAGGUCUAUUACAGAAACUGGCCGAGAGCAAAGGGACCGGCAGAGAAAGGCCAGGGCACAUUGACUUUGAGGAAUGCAAUGUUUCUCUUACUACAGAAGGUGCUAAAUCUAGAAAGAGGAAGGCCUUUGCCAUUCCAGGGCGAAGAAAAGACAAGGAUACAGAUUCCACUGAAUCUACAGAAGUCGAAAAUACUAACACAGCCAAUGGAGCUCCCUCAGAUAUCUAUGGACCCAUAGAUUUUCAAAAUGCUAAUGUGCCUCAGGUGGAUGAAGAGGGUUUCUGUAUCAGACCGGAAUUCAGUGAAAAUGAUACCAAAGAAAACAACUCUUCAUCCAGUGAUUCAGAUGAAGAAGAUGAGCGCAGAAAAUUUCAUGUGGAAAUCAAACCUGUGCAACCCAAUAGUGGCACACAGCAGCACAAAGCAACCAUUGACGAGCUGAAGGCUUCAAUUGGAAACAUAACCCUUUCCCCCUCUGCUACAGUCCACAUGAGGAGGAACCAGUCUAGUGAUGAGUUGGUAAGGUCCAGAACACAGCAAGCGUCAUAUACGGAUAGACUGACCAGCAAUGACCUGCUAUCUCUGGAUCCAUUUGGCCCAAAUCUCUCUGGUGCCACUUCCACUGUGUCCUCCUCUGCAGAUGAGCUUUUCAUUACCGUCCACCCAUCUCCACCCAGAGCCAUGAGCACUUCUCCAAUCCUUAUCAAAAAUCCAGGGGAUGCUGUGACCCACAAUACUCCACUCAGCUAUCCAAACACUGGUAUCAGUCUACUUUCUUCCUGGACUCAGAACCAGUUGGUGGCUUUUGUGCCUUUUGGUGGGCUAACCUGUUCUAACCAGGAAAGACCUCGGUCAGUGCCCAUUUACCAGCAUGCCAAACCCCCAACAGGCAAAGCUGCAGAUCCCUUUAUUAGCAUGGGCCAGAAGAAGGAAAGCCCUCUAUCUGGGAUGGAGGACCAUGCCAUGACACCCACAGCUGGCCAUAUGCAGGAUGUUCCUUCCUCUAACAGACCCCCAACCCCUCUGGGUACAGCAGCAAUAGUUCCUCCACCUCGACCCUUGUCCCGGCCCAAACUGCCUGCAGGAAAACUGACUGGCAUCAAUGAGAUUGCACGGCCCUUCAGCCCUUCUAUGGCAACCAGCUCUAGUCCUUUGCCUACUGCUCCUCUAGCACGAGCCGAAAGCUCCUCCUCUCUGAGCUCUAGCACCUCACUGAGCGCGAGUAACACACCCACAAUUGAGGAUGAUGUGUUUGUGGCGAAACUGCCCACGUUUGAGAAGAGGUGUGAAACUCCAGCAGGGACAUCUCGUGGCCCCAGCCCAGUCACAUUAGCAUCCCAGGAUUCACUUCCCAUAGCUGUUGCUUUCACAGAGUCAGUUAAUGCCUACUUCAAAGGAGCUGAUCCCAGCAAGUGCAUAGUGAAGAUCACAGGAGACAUGACACUUUCCUUUCCCAGUGGCAUCAUUAAGAUCUUUACAUCCAGUCACUCACCAGCUGUACUCAGCUUCAGACUCAGAAACACUAGCAAACUGGAGCAGAUUCUACCAAACCAGCAUCUUCUACAAAGUGACUCCUCCAAGAAUGACACAAACACUAAAGAUUUCUGGAUGAAUAUGCCUGCACUGAUGGCAUAUCUCAGGAAGGCCUCAGAACAGAAUCCAACAUCAUCUUACUACAAUGUGGACAUCCUCAAAUACCAGGUGUGUUCUAAUGGGAUUCAGUCAACGCCGCUAAAUCUGGCAGUGUACUGGAAGUGUGCACAAAACACUACAGACCUGCGGGUGGAUUACCACUACAACCCAGAGGCUAUGCAACCGCCUGGACCACUCUGCAGUGUUCAGGUCCUUGUACCUGUCAGCGGUUGCGUCACCAACAUGCACUCACUCCCCAGUGCCAUCUGGAAUCCAGACCAAAGUAAGUCAUUAUGGAAGCUGAAUGACAUCUCUGAGAAGUCUGAAAAUGAAGGUUCUGGCUCUCUGAGGGCAAAGUUUGAGCUCUCUGAUGGCCCAUCAAUCCCAGCCACUCUGGCUGUUCAGUUCUUUAGUGAGGGUAGUACUCUCUCUGGAGUAGAAAUGGAACUGGUCGGAUCUGGAUAUCGACUCUCCCUCAAUAAGAAGAGAUUAGUCUCUGGGCGAUAUAUGGCAGAUUGCUGAGAUGUCAAACCAGAGGCACAUUUGAUCAAACUAUUGAAAUAUUAAAGGAUUGCUUUUCAUUGUCAUUUUAUUCCAUCUUCUCUCUUCAUGGCGGAGGUUAAUGGAAGGUGAAACAAAAGGGCUGUCAUGCUGAUGGCUCCUCUUAUGCCUUUAAAUAUUCUCAUGAUUUUGAACUAUCCUUCCAUCAAACCAAAUGCACAUUUUUGUUGAAGAAAGAACUUUUUACUACACUUUUUUUUAAACUCAUGUAGCACUGAGAAUCAAACACUGUCUAAAAAACUAAUAAAGAAAACCAAUAAGGAAUGUCCAAAUACUGAAGAAUGAGAAAAUGAAAAGUACUAAACUGAUAUUUUAGACUUUUAUAUAGUGUGUUUUCAUGUAUAGAUAAAUUUUUACAUAUAGAAAAUAUCCAUUUGUAUAGACGUUAAACUGUUAUUUGUAUAAACAUCUUUAAGUCCUGAUCAUUAAAAAAGAGGGUCAAGGAGGGACAAAAAUGCCUCAGGAAAUGUUGAACACUUACAUUCUGUCCAAAAAGCUACACCUCCAGGACAGGCCUUAGUUCUUAUUUUGCAUAAAAUCAGUGGAGCAUUAUUAAUUGUCCCCUGGAUUCUGCGUAAUCUAGACUUCACAUUCUAUUGGUGUACUUUUGACAAACAUGCCCUUAGGUAUUACCCACACAGUGGCUAAAAUUUCAUACCUCUCAAUAGUUUUUAUUUCUCAAAGUAACUGUGCAAUGAAGGUAUAAGCUAUUAAAUGGAUCAGUAAUGCGAUGUAUGUUUAGUUUAUGUUUAGUUUAAUUUCAAUGUUAAGAAUUCUGGUCAGUUUUUUGAAAAAUUUCAACAAAAACAAAGAAAACCAAAAAUUUGGAAAACUGCCCUUAGUGCCUAUUUUCUAAACAAACUUGAUGAUUUCUUUCUCUACAAGCUUAUCUUUGUGCCAGUUCCAAUUUUUAUUAUUUUUUUAACUGGGACACUGAAGGGAAAAUACUCAUAAAUGAUAACGUUAAAUGAACCCCUUUCUUUAAAAAAGUGUUGGUAAUUGGGGGGGGGGGGGAUGCUUCCAGCUUUAAAGGUGACACAUCCAAAACAGACAACUUUGUACAUUUUAAGAUUGAUUUCAAUCUCCCCACACAUUUUGAUCUUUAGUUUUGAAUUACUAUCUUCUUCAUGGUCUCUGUGUUUUAAUAUUUUAUAAUAUACAGCAUAUGAUGUCUUGCCCUCAAAAUACAGAACUGAUGAGCUGAUUCCCUUUUAAGCAGAUGAAUGUGUUCUUGCUAAACUUUAUGUUUGGAUAAUUGCUGUAGUUGAGCAAUCCUUUUUGCAAUGAAUUACUAAAUGACUGGGCCCUAAAUGACCCAAAUAUUUAAGUAUACACAAAGGCACAGAGAAAUUAUAGUGGAAAUGAUUGUGACCCCCCCCCCCCCCCAUUUUUUUUAUUAAUGAAUUAUUUUGAUGUAAUAAUACAGUAAUAUUUUACUAUAGCAUUAAAUUAUAUAUUAAUAUAGUACCAACAUUCCAGCAAUUUCAUUAUUUUCUACCAAUUUUUCUACCAUUUUCUGGAAUACCUGCUUGUUUCUUAUAGACACAGGGCAGUCUAGCUUAACUGUUGCAUGUCUAAGUAACUAACCAUUCAAAACUGCUAAACAGAAGUGCUUUAAGGGGCUAUACACAGUGUUUGUUUUUCUUUUCUUUUUUUUGUUUUUUUAAAUAAUGGCCAAGUGCCUCAUAUUUUUCUCUUAAGGGUCAAUUAUCUUAAGGGCUACUUUAACCAGUGGGAAGAUGGAGAUAGACCCUAAAUAAUACAGUGGAAUGUUUGAUAUGUACUAAAACGUUAAAUGUGUAAUGUGUAAAUGUGUAACAUUCUAGGAAAGUUUUAGGUUUUAACAGCAAUAUAAUUUUCCACAGGAUCAAUUUUUAUGACGUAACUAAGCAGAGUUUUUAAAUUCCUAAUUUUUACUGCUUUAUUGGAAAUUUUUAAGAUGUAUGUAAUUGUGUAAUUGUAUUGAAAAAAUAUUAAAAUGACAUUGGGCAUUUAGUGUGGAGGCAGAUGUCAACCAGUGGACAUUAGUCAAAACUAAACUGUGUGACACUUUUUCUGUCCAGUAAAACUACAUGACAUAAAUGUCUAAUUGUGUAUUUUGGCAAGCUGGUUCUUGCUGCCUCUACAACCAUCAGAUAAAUGUGUGAAUUUUGAAUCUUCUCAAA
This is a messenger RNA of Ictalurus punctatus (channel catfish), 5363 nucleotides long. It is a transcript of the gene fcho2, whose product is annotated as FCH and mu domain containing endocytic adaptor 2. The coding region runs from base 265 to 3159 and encodes 964 amino acids. The transcript is spliced from 28 exons. Gene Ontology annotation, biological process: clathrin coat assembly; synaptic vesicle endocytosis; clathrin-dependent endocytosis. Lineage: Eukaryota; Metazoa; Chordata; Actinopteri; Siluriformes; Ictaluridae. Gene Ontology annotation, cellular component: clathrin-coated vesicle; cytoplasm; plasma membrane. The record is from RefSeq and is a predicted model, not a curated record.